AUAUUCUCAGAUUUAAGGGGGGAGGUUCGGAGCAGACCGGACUCUCGUUGUAAGAGCAUUUCUCCGCCAGGACCGGGCGAAAAUACUUACUAGGAUUCACCUCCGAAACCUUACUAUCCGUAGGGACAUACGACUGAAGGACAACUCGUCCUCGGGUCUUCUGUUAGUGCGGGUUUAACAACUUCAGGUGCAGUUUCUCGGAGGUGCGGACACUCUGUGUCAUUUCGAGCGGAACGUUUUUGGGGAUAAAGGGACCUCGCCGGCUGCGCCCGAGCAGCUUCUUCGGAUUGGGUUCAGGUUAGCUCGGUGGGACACCAGAGGCUGCUCUCAAAGGAAACCAGACUCCAGGGUUAGAGAUUAUAAAUCGACUGUAUUUAGGACGUUUCUUUUCCCGCUCUGUUGAUUAUCUGGAGGCUCUCGGGACUGGGGGGCACAUACUUCUACUUCUGCCGCACAAGUUCGGCAGAAAAGAGCAAACUUGUUAGGCUGAACCAUGAUCGCUCGGAGUACGUGAGCCCCGCACGUUUACGCCUGGAUUGACGGUUUUCGGGAAGUUUUUCCUGCAGCAGAUUUCAGCCCCACGACUGUGAGCUGAGCACUGCGAAUGACCCGCUGCUGAUGCCCCAAAGGUCUGAAUGGAGUUCGAGUCACAGAGAAGCCAAAAGCUGUAGCUUCCUCAGCAGGAUGCUGAUGAGGCAAAGUUUACUUCUGUUUCUGGCUUUAUUUGCCCAAGUUUUAAGGAUCCAGUGCCGACCACCCAACACUGAUGAAGUCUUUGUGGAAACGCAAGCGGACCUGUUCACGCUCUAUCUCGGUGAUCGUCUGGAUCUGAGUUGCUCUGCCAAGGAGCAAGUCCACGCUGUCAACUGGACCAAAGACCACCUGGCCGUAGUGGAUGGAGAACACACACGCAUCCGUAACGGCCAGCUAGAGAUCGAGGCCGUGGAGCUGACUGACUCUGGUCUGUACGCAUGCACCACCUUCGGGAACCACAGCCUCCACUUCAAUGUCACAGUUGAUACCCUGGCCUCAUCUGAGGAUGAUGAUGAAGAUGAAGAGUCUUCAUCAGAGGAAGCCAAACUGUUGGGCAGUCAAAAGCUGUUGCCAAUGGCUCCACAAUGGGCACAUCCAGAAAAAAUGGAGAAAAAGCUCCAUGCUGUCCCGGCCAGUAAGACUGUGAAGUUCCGAUGCCAGGCCAGCGGCAACCCAACUCCUACUCUGAAAUGGUACAAGAAUGGAAAGGAGUUCAAGAGAGACCAUCGCAUUGGAGGCUUCAAGGUCCGUGACCAUGUGUGGACCAUCAUCAUGGAAUCUGUAGUUCCCUCUGACAAGGGAAACUAUACCUGUUUGGUGGAAAACCAGUAUGGCAGCAUCAAUCACACCUACCAGCUAGAUGUAGUCGAGCGCUCUCCCCACAGGCCAAUCCUGCAGGCUGGCCUACCAGCUAAUCGCACUGUAGCAGUGGGCAGCGACGUGGAGUUUGAGUGCAAGGUGUUCAGUGACCCUCAGCCUCACAUCCAGUGGCUGAAGCAUAUCGAGGUCAACGGGAGCCGCGUUGGUCCUGAUGGUUUACCGUAUGUCCGUAUCCUAAAGCAUUCUGGGGUCAAUAGCUCGGACGCUCAGGUGCUGACCCUCUACAAUGUGACUGAGGAGGAGAGCGGAGAGUAUAUAUGUAAAGUGUCCAAUUAUAUAGGAGAGGCCAAUCAGUCGGCCUGGCUGACUGUCACCAGAUAUGAGCCCACAGCUGUCACGAACUACCCUCCAGCCAGCCACACCUACCUGGAGGUGGUCAUCUACUGCGUGGGCUUCUUUUUCAUCGCCGUCAUGAUUGCCAUCGCCGUUAUUGUCAAGAUUCGCACCUCGUCGAAGAAGAGCGACUUCAACAGUCAGCUGGCUGUCCACAAGCUGGCCAAAAGCAUCCCGCUGCGCAGACAGGUAACAGUGUCUGUGGACUCGAGCUCCUCCAUCCACUCUGGGGUGAUGCUGGUUCGCCCCUCCCGCCUCUCUUCUAGCGGAUCUCCAAUGCUGUCAGGGGUGUCUGAGUAUGAACUGCCCCAGGAUCCCCGCUGGGAGCUUUCCCGGGGCAGACUUGUUCUUGGGAAGCCGCUGGGUGAAGGCUGCUUCGGUCAGGUGGUGAUGGCAGAGGUGCUGGGUCUCGACAAAGAGAAGCCGAACCGUGUGUCCAAGGUGGCAGUCAAAAUGUUGAAAUCUGAUGCCACAGAGAAAGACCUGUCGGACCUGAUUUCAGAGAUGGAGAUGAUGAAGAUCAUUGGGAAGCACAAGAACAUCAUUAAUCUGCUAGGAGCUUGUACACAGGAAGGUCCUCUGUAUGUGAUAGUGGAGUAUGCAUCCAAGGGAAACUUGCGAGAGUACUUGAGAGCUCGGCGCCCCCCAGGCAUGGAGUACUGCUACAACCCAGACCAGGUUCCUGUGGAGAAUAUGUCCAUCAAAGACCUGGUGUCCUGUGCUUACCAAGUGGCCCGAGGCAUGGAGUAUUUGGCCUCUAAAAAGUGCAUCCACAGAGAUCUUGCCGCUCGCAAUGUUUUGGUUACGGAGGACAGCGUGAUGAAAAUAGCGGACUUCGGCCUGGCAAGAGAUAUCCACCACAUUGAUUACUAUAAGAAGACCACUAACGGUCGUUUACCAGUCAAGUGGAUGGCUCCCGAGGCCCUGUUCGACCGGAUAUACACACACCAAAGUGAUGUCUGGUCGUUUGGGGUGCUGCUUUGGGAGAUCUUCACUCUGGGAGGCUCUCCUUAUCCCGGCGUCCCAGUGGAGGAGCUGUUCAAGCUACUGAAGGAAGGUCACCGUAUGGACAAACCCUCGACAUGCACGCACGAGCUGUAUAUGAUGAUGAGGGACUGCUGGCAUGCUGUGCCGUCUCAGAGACCAACCUUCAAACAGCUGGUAGAGGAUCUAGAUCGCUGCCUGGCCAUGACCUCCAAUCAGGAGUAUUUGGAGCUCUCAGUGCCUCUGGACCAAUAUUCCCCCAGCUACCCCGACACCCGCAGCUCCACCUGCUCCUCCGGCGAGGACUCGGUCUUCUCUCACGAUGCCGGAGCCGAUGAGCCGUGCCUGCCAAAGUUUCCUCCCCACUCCAAUGGGGUAGCCAUUAAGAAACGCUGAUAACCUCAUCUCUCCAUUCAGUAAAAGAUUGACAUUUCCUCCACUCCUUGCCUCAUGGGGUAUGACUCUUCCCCGUAUUCCCAGAGAAGAAGCUAAACAAAACACUGGUGCUCUGUGAGAAAGGAGCUUGGAGACACCUUGUAGAACUUGUUGGAUCACAUGGACUGAAGGAGUGCAGCAGUUUUCCAGUUCUUGGCGGUGACUAUGUUUAUGGGGCACUUUGUAUUAACGGGAGUGUCAAAAAAAAGACUCUCACUCUUCUCUCCACUUUGGCCAUGCCACAGAUCAGAAGAACGGGAGGACCGACUGUGAUGAUGUCAAGUUUUUAAUUGUUGUUUUUAACCCCCUCUAUGGUCGUUUCAUCAGUAGUGAAGGACGACAUUCUGCUUUUCAGACCAAAUCCAGAAAAAACAAAGGGACAUGGUUCACUGCGUCAUUCGCUCUCCUUUUGUAAAUACAGUUCGAAAAUUAUAAAUAUGAAUAUAUAUUUACACUGUACUCUUAUUUUGAAUACCAUCAUUGAUUUAUUUUCUUUUUUGUACAAGGGUGCUUUUGUUUUGAUCCAUUUUUGAAUGUGGUCAUCAGGAGGGGUAGUUACAUUAGAGUAUCUUAAAAUUGCUGAGGAUUACAUGGCCAGUUUUCGACGGAAAAAAAAAUAUGUAUUGGGUUUUCUAUUUUUUUUAACUGUAAGUGCUUUUCAUGACCCCACCUGCAAUACAGUGUAACUCAGUGUCAGGGGCUUCUCUCCAUGAAUAGAGAUGGAUUAAUGGAAAUGAAAUUAUUGUUUUUUAGUGCGACUCUGUGUGUGCGCGUGUGCGUGCGUGCACGUGUGUGUGGUCGGUCUUAUAUUUCAUUUUUUCUCAAUCAAGAUUGUUAAUUUACUUCAAGGAUGGUCACAACUGUAAAUAUUCCUGGUUGCUUUCCUGGUUCCAUGCUUGUUUAACCCCCCCCAAGUAAUUUGCUUCGGUCAACGUCAUGCACUUCCACUGUGCAUGCAUUCCAUGUGACAAACUUGUCUUUUACUGUAAAUGCUUUAACGGAAUUACAUUUGCUGCCAUAUAACUUCUGAUGAAGGGUUGCAGAACACCUUCGUCAUCGUAAAAAGAUUACAUUAAAUAAAAUGCUAUUGAAAAACAAA
Scophthalmus maximus (turbot) is the source of this 4264-nucleotide messenger RNA. It is a transcript of the gene fgfr1a, whose product is annotated as fibroblast growth factor receptor 1a. Gene Ontology annotation, molecular function: fibroblast growth factor receptor activity; ATP binding; fibroblast growth factor binding. The transcript has 18 exons. Gene Ontology annotation, biological process: positive regulation of cell population proliferation; positive regulation of cell differentiation; protein phosphorylation. NCBI's taxonomy places the organism in Eukaryota, Metazoa, Chordata, Actinopteri, Pleuronectiformes, Scophthalmidae. The record is from RefSeq and is a predicted model, not a curated record. The coding region runs from base 619 to 3126 and encodes 835 amino acids. Gene Ontology annotation, cellular component: signaling receptor complex; membrane.